AGUUGCGAUGUAGAUUCAUAAUGGAGCAAUCAGCAAUGGAACUAUUGACAUGUCUUGUUGCGGGUUUGACAUUGACAUUGGAACGGAUGUGUGAUAAGUGAUGGUGUUACUUUGGGGAAGCAAGGGAAGGAAAGGAAUGUAAUCGAUCCUAAUCAUUGAUGGGGAGAGUGAACUACCCCGCAAGAGCUGUGUCGAGCUGUGCGAGCACAUGCCACCAUCUACGCCCACGGAUACGCUGUUCUACACCAUCGACACGUCGCCUAUUGGCGAAGAGAAAAAAGCUAAGUCACAAGUUAGGGAGGUCCGUCUAGCGAUCGAAGAGAAGGUGCGGGCAAGGGACGGCCGACAGAGCUGGAGGUGUGCAGCCGUAAUAAAAGAUACAAGGAACGCAGACCGCAUCAAGGUGGUGUGCCGGGACGAGGCGGAAAUGCAACUUGUCAGAGAAGUGGCAGAGAAAGCUGUUGUCAAGGGCACGAGAGUCAUCCGAGACCAGCUAUACCCCGUCAAGGUCGAUGGCACAAAUAGAACUGCGGUACUAGACUCAUCCGGCGAGGUGCUGCCAGGUACGACGGAGGCACCGAAUAGUCACAGAAAUUGGAUCAAGUUUUGCCCGAUAAAGAGAUAUGCGAUGCAGUGGCCGGUCCGCAGUAUGCUUUGGAUCCGCAGCGAUCUAGAGGCGGAGCAGGUGCCGAUAGCUUCGGCCGACCUUAUGGGAGCAAUACUAUGCUGGCCCGAUCGGGAAGUCUUGGUGGUAUUGGUAUAUGUGGGAGGAAAAGACGACUAUGCCUUGCACACAGCCACGAUGCAUCUGCAUACGAUGAUAGCGAACUUCCGCAACAACACCGGCAAAAAAACGGACGUCGUUCUGGCGGGCGACUUCAAUCGCCAUGACCAGCUCUGGGGAGGAGAUGAGAUGACGGGCAGGAGAUGAGAUGACGGGCAGGAGACAAGGUGAAGGGGGGCCGAUCAUCGACCUCAUGGAUGAGUACAGGCUACUCAGCCUUCUACCACGAGGGACGAAGACGUGGGAAGAGCCGGGUUGUGAGAUCACGAUUGACUUGAUGCUUACAUCCACUGAGCUGGCAGAAGAGGUGGUUCACUGCGGCAUGCAUCUGACCGAGCAUGGGUCAGAUCACAGGGCCAUCCAGAGCGAGUUUGAUCUCACGACGCCGGAGAGAACAACGGACUCGAGGCUGCUGUUCAAGAACGCAGCAUG
This is a messenger RNA of Fusarium redolens, 1216 nucleotides long. RefSeq lists its product as uncharacterized. The coding region runs from base 209 to 931 and encodes 240 amino acids. The transcript has a single exon. NCBI's taxonomy places the organism in Eukaryota, Fungi, Ascomycota, Sordariomycetes, Hypocreales, Nectriaceae. The record is from RefSeq and is a predicted model, not a curated record.